Gekko japonicus is the source of this 2685-nucleotide messenger RNA. It is a transcript of the gene MTTP, whose product is annotated as microsomal triglyceride transfer protein. The coding region runs from base 1 to 2685 and encodes 894 amino acids. Gene Ontology annotation, cellular component: basolateral plasma membrane; endoplasmic reticulum; Golgi apparatus. The record is from RefSeq and is a predicted model, not a curated record. Gene Ontology annotation, molecular function: lipid binding. Gene Ontology annotation, biological process: lipid transport; lipoprotein metabolic process; cholesterol homeostasis. The transcript has 18 exons. Lineage: Eukaryota; Metazoa; Chordata; Lepidosauria; Squamata; Gekkonidae.
AUGAUUCUUCUUACGGUGCUUUUCCCAUGCAUAAUUUCCACAUAUUCGGCAUCUGUGAAAGGUCACAAUACUGGCCCAAGAAUUAACAAUGACAAGCUAUAUAAAUUUGCCUACUCCACUGAAGUGCUUAUUGACAGGGUUAAAGGGUCACUCCAAGAGAGUGCAGGCUUCCGAAUUUCAUCUGGAGUGGAUGUCAACUUACUAUGGAGAAAUCCCAAUAAUGAUGAUGAUCAGUUGAUCAAAAUUGCGGUAGGUAAUGUAACAGUUGAAAAUGUCAGUGAGCGUCCUACCAACAAAAACAUUUUUGAUGGGAAAAACACAGAUAAAAUAAUUGGAAAAGAGUAUCUGGCAGCUUUAAAAAGACCUGUAGUUCUCCAGUGGACUCGUGGAAAGGUUAAAACCUUCUACUCUUAUGCAAAUGAACCUGCUGUUGUUCAGAAUCUCAAGAAAGGUCUCGCAAGCUUGUUUCAGAUACAGAUGAAUUCUGGAGUUGUCAGCGAGACGGACAUCUCUGGAAGAUGCAAUGUUACUUACCAGGCUCGACAAAAUCAAAUCACUAAAAUUAAAGCCAUGAACUCAUGCAAACUGGAACGGACAGGCUUUAGCAGCCACAGUCGGAUUUUCGACAUCAGCAAAAAAUCUACUUCUGCUGCCAUUUAUGUGCUGGAAGACACUUUUUUAAAAAUUGUGCGGGCAGAAGAAAAUCAUGUUCUGAGGACAACUGUUCGGCAACAAACUGAUGCAAAAGUCAUUUCAAAGCAGAAACUGGAGCUGAAGUCAACUGAAGCUGGCCCAAGGAUGAUGGCUGGGAAGCAAGUCACCAGUAUUAUCAAGGCUCUAGAUUCAAAUUAUGUAGCCAUUUCACUAGUAGCAGAGCCACUCAUCAGUGAAUGUAAAAGUUGUCCCUCACUCUCUCAGCACUGGAGUACCAUUCGGAAAAAGCUGGAACCAGAAAACCUACCCAAAGCUGAUGCUGUGAGGAGUUUUUUAUCCUUUGUUCAGAACCUGAGGAAGGCUACAAAAGAAGAGAUCCUUCAGAUACUGAGAACGGAAAGUAAUGCACAAUUACUUCCCCAGAUGGUUGAUGCUGCAGUCUCUGCACACACCUCAGCUUCUCUGGAGGCUAUGCUGGAAUAUCUGGAUUUCAAGAACACUACUAGCUCUCUCCUUCUGGAGCGGUUCCUCUAUGCCUGUGGAGUUGCCCCUCACCCUGACGAGUUACUGCUUAAAUCUUUAAUAAAUAUAUAUCGCAGUCCGAUUGGCAACAGUAAAAUCAGAGAAACAAAUCUCAUCAUGAUUGGGGCGCUCAUCAGAAAGCUGUGCGAGAGAGGAGGCUGCAAACUACCUGCUGUUGUGGAAGCCAAGAAGCUGAUCUUGGGAGGCCUGAGCAGGCCUGAGAAGGCGCUUGAUGUGAAGACUUACCUGAUAGCACUGAAAAAUGCCCUCCUGCCUGAAGCGAUCCCAUUGCUUUUGAAAUAUGCUGAGUCAGGAGAAGGACCUGUCAGCCAUGUUGCUGCUAGUGCCCUGCAGAGAUACGACCCUGCUUUCAUCACCAAUGAGGUGAGGAAAGUACUGAACAGGAUUUAUCACCAGAAUCGGAAAGUACAUGAGAAGAGUAUACGCAUCACAGCAGCUGCCAUCAUCCUCAGCAGCAAUCCUUCUGACAUGGAAGUAAAAAAUCUCCUCCUCUCCAUUGGAGACUUGCCACUGGAAAUGAAUAAGUAUAUGCUCUCACUAGUCCAAGACAUUCUACGUUUCGAAAUGCCUGCCAGCAAAAUGAUCCGCAGAGCUCUGAAGGAUAUAUCCAUUCAUAACUAUGACCGAUUCUCAAGGAUGGGUUCUUCCUCAGCCUUCUCUGGGUACCUAAACCGUGGCGCAGACGUGACAACCUCAUAUGGAUUUGACUUUCUCUACUCUGGUUCUGGCUUCAUAAGGAAAAGUAACACAAAUUUCUAUGUUUUCAAUGAAUAUGCUCAACUUCAUGCCGUUCAGGUGAUGAUUGAGGCUCAGGGUCUGGAAUCCAUUAUAGCUGCAACUCCAGAUGAAGGCGAAGAAGAUCUGGAGUCCUUCUGUGGCGUGUCAGCAAUCCUGUUUGAUGUUCAACUUAGGCCUGUUACCAUUUUCCAUGGAUAUGGAGAUUUAAUGUCCAAAAUGUUCUCUGUCUCUACUGACCCCAUGCAAGUGUUGAAAGCACUCGUUCUUCUGAUGGAUUACUCACAGACUAUCCAGCUACAAUCUGGGUUGACAUGCAGCACCGAGUUCCAGGGAGGCGUAUCCAUUGACAUUUCAAAUGCACUGGAAUUUAGUCUUUGGUACAGAGAAUUCAAAUCCAAUGUCAGAACCCGGGGAAGCUUUGUGGUAGUUGGCAACAUAGUUGUGGACUCCUCCUUUGUGGAGGCUGGCAUGGAAACCAGCUUUGAAAUCGAAGCAGGAAUAGAUAUCAUCUCCACAGUUCAAUUUUCACAGAAUCCAUUUGUAGUCUGUAUAGAGGUGGACAGAACUGGAGCUCCAUUCAGGGAAUACAUAACCAAAUAUGAAAGGCUACCUUCAGGCAAAUCUUAUACCUCCCGGAAAGGAAAAGCAAGGCUGUUGGAAGGUUCUCAAUACCCCCUUCACCAAGAGAACUCCAACACAUGCAGAGAAGUUUUCACUGACAAGUCUGACUCCUCAGAAAGCUGGUUUUGA